Molecule: messenger RNA, 1338 nt
Organism: Dioszegia hungarica
Lineage: Eukaryota; Fungi; Basidiomycota; Tremellomycetes; Tremellales; Bulleribasidiaceae
Exons: 5
Coding region: 1-1338 (445 amino acids)
Source: RefSeq, a predicted model, not a curated record
AUGUCAUCAGGACCUCCGGAAGCCUACCCAGGUCAGCCGACCGUUCCUGUAGAACAGGCAGAGAUGGAGUACGAUGAGUGGGGCGGUCCUGUGACCGGUCACCACAGGAUUGAUGAGGGGCACGACCAAGAAGUAUGGGACAGCACGCAAGUCCCGUACGCUCCGCCACCCGGUGGCGAACCGCAUAUUCAACACGCACAUGACCCGCUGCUCGAUCAAGAAGAGCCUCCAGUCCCACAGCAAGGUCAAAUGGACCCUUCCCAUGAAUAUGGGAUGCCAGGUGAGUAUCCUCUGGCAGGCACCGAACAGCUCGAGCAAUCUCAGGGUGCGUACAUCGCACCUCCUGCACCGGCUGGGGAAGCGGUCAGCGGCGGCACCUGGUACCCCGACGCGCCAGUGCCGGAGCUGAUCCCAUCUGGCGAGCCUCUUCAGGAGGUGAGAGACCCUUAUGAAGGCUACCAGCACCUCCAACCCCCUCAGUCCGCUCGCCGGCCACCCCCACAGAUCCAGCCACACGACCAGUACCGGGGACGACAGCCGCCACAGCCGAACGACCUUCACGCGGAGCGAGGUUACUCAGUCCACCACCGCGAUGUACCUCCGGCAAACUAUCACGGGUUACAUGAGGAAUGGCAGGGACCUUCAGGAAGAGACAGGCGUCCAGAUCGUUCAAGUCAUGAUCGAUACGAGCGCGAGGGCGGAGACUGGUACGACAAGCCUCGAAAGCGCGUCCCAAGGUAUUCGGAUCAGGAUGAUCGUAGACCGCCGCGGGAGCGAUCUUCCUCGUCCGGGCCCCAAGUUCAGGUGUAUGCGGCCAAUCAGCCCCAUGCUGCCCCUGCAGCGGCCCCCGCCGCGCCUGGAGUCAACAUGGGGGAGACCAUGCAGAUGAUGAUGAUGAGUCAGAUGAUGCAGCAGCAGAUGGCAGCGCAGCAAAUGCAGGCCGCACAGAUGGCUUCCAUGAUGGGUCAGAAUAAGCAAGGAGGGGCCGGGAGUGGCGGCUGUGGGCAGAAAUCAGCUUGUGGCAAAAAGAAGGGAUCGACAAAGGUCAGCAUACAAGGUGGACCCAAGGUGGUUAGGCGGGUGGUCAGGAAGAAGACCGAGUCCAAGCCUGCUGUCGUGGUCAAGAAAGUGGCAGUACCGGUCAGGGCUCCCCUUCUCCAGCCGCCUAUAGGCAUUGGAGGCGUUGAAGAGAGUGGCGGGUUCGAGAACUGGCAGGAGGCGACUAUCAUUCUUUGUCUAAUGAUCGUCGGCUUGAUCUACAUGGUCAGCUCCCGGGCGUCUGCGCCGGUGCCUGCGGAUGACAAGAAGGCCACUCGACAUCUAGCCGGUCCAGGGUGA